GCGACUACUUUACUCUCUUUCUCAGGAACCAAACAUAAUCCACCUGAGAAAUCGUAGUUCAGUCUCCACCAUUCCAACAGCCACGACCAAAACCAUGUCUUUAAUCCCAAUCGGAAACUCCUCCUCUCGAGAUUUAUGGGAUCCGUUCAACGAUCUCGAGUUAUGGAACCCAUUAGUGGGUAAUUUCCCUAGCUUAUUCUCUACCCAUUUCCCUGAAUUUUCUCGGCAAAUUUUCCCAUCCCUGGAAACCCAAAUCAGCUGGAACGAGACCCCGAGAGCCCAUGUUUUCAGAGCUUACCUUCCGGGGUUCACGAGGGACGAAGUAAUGGUUUUCAUUGACGACGGGAUGCUUCAAAUUAGCACAGCAAACGGGAAGUUCGCGAGCAGGUUCAAGUUGCCGGAUAAUGCCAGGACUAAUCAGAUUGAGGGUGUUAUGGAAAAUGGAAUGCUGAUUGUCACCGUCGGAAAGGAAGAAGCACGGAGGCCUAAUAAUGUUAGGGUCGUCGAAAUCACAGAGUAACCUGUUAUGUGUGCGUUUAUGUCUUGGUCUAUGUCUUUUCUCAGUAUGCGUGUGUUUGGACAUGCCCAUGAUGUUAAAUACCGCUAUAUAUGUUUACAAAAAGUGUGUUCAUGACUUCAUGUAGUCGAGUCCAUUCCAGAACCAUCCCUACUCUGAUGUAAAAGGUGUAUGCUAGUAAGUUGUUGUUGUUCUUAAAUUCAUGGGUUUUUGUUGAUAAUUUGGAUCAUCUCUUCCAGUCGGAGAGCUGACACAAGAUGAAUGGCAUUACCAGGAAUUCAAGUUUGU
Molecule: messenger RNA, 805 nt
Organism: Rubroshorea leprosula
Lineage: Eukaryota; Viridiplantae; Streptophyta; Magnoliopsida; Malvales; Dipterocarpaceae
Source: the annotation of a GenBank genome assembly